UGUGAAAAUUGUUUACACAUUCUAUCGUUCAUCCUCAUCUUGGUGCUAUAUUGUUGAAUCGCAAUGGCGGCAACGAAUCCUUCUAACAGCAAUAUGAUCAGCAUCGCCAAUAGAAUUUUGGCAGAUACAAAGAGAUUCAUAGAAUUAGCAGGCGGUCUACCCGAAAGGACAUUCGCAUUGGGCUCAAUCGACUUCGAAGGGACAGGCGAGUACGUUUACGUACGGAAUAGCCUAGUAGCCAACCUAGACGACCUGCGCUAUCUAGCAAUUGGGCCCAAACGGUCCAUGCUAUCCUUCCUGCGAACACAGCAAGGCGCAAUUGCUCUCCAGAUCGCCUUCACAUUUGACUUCUUCCGUAUCAUCCCGGCCAAAGGAGAAAUCCAUAUUGCCGACCUAGCUCAGAAAGCCGGUAUUGAUGAAGACCGAGCCUGCCGAAUGCUCCGUUUGCUAGCUACAUAUCGUAUCUUCGUCGAAACGAAACCGCGACACUUCGGGCAUACUCCUUCGUCUAUCGUUUUCCACCAGGAUGAAAAUAUUAGAAUGACUGGUGAAUACUAUACGUCCGAACUCUACGAAGCAUUCGCAUCAGCAGCGACAUGUAUCAAAGCAUCUCCAAAUACAUCCGACGCCAAACACUGCCCCUUCUACACCCGGCACGGCAUGACGUUCUGGGAAUACUACGCCCAGAACCCCGAACUAUCAGGGAGAUUCGCCAAAGCCAUGGCUGGCUGGAUAGAGUUGGACGGGCAAUUCGACAUCAGGCGGAAGUACCCCUGGGCCAAAUUCCAAGGCACAAUUCUCGACGUAGGAGGAGGUAGCGGGCACGUCUCUAUGGAUCUGGCCACCGAAUUCCCCAACCUAAACUUCAUAGUCGAAGACGUGCCUCACAUGAUCGCCGAAGGCCAGCACCAACUAACCACACAACCAACACGCAAGUGGCUCGAACCACGCAUCCAAUUCCUACAACACGAUUUCUUCCAACUACAACCCGUCCGCGACGUAGCCGCCGUGUUCCUGCGUUGGAUAACACACAACUGGACCGAUGCACAAGUAAUUUCCAUAUUCUCUUCCAUCGUGCCUACCCUUGAAUCCUCAGCCCCUGGAACUCCCCUUUUGAUUAAUGAUUUGGUAGUCCCUGAGCCCGGGGAGGUACCGAUGCAUGUCGAACGCGCGGUGCGGAAUGCGGAUAUCUUCAUGUUCACUUGUCUGGGCGCGAAACAGCGGUCGGUUGCUGAGUUUACGGAGUUGUUGAAGAGGGCGGAUAAGAGGUAUAAUGUGGUGAAUGUAUCCAUGGAUGCGAAUAUGGGUAUUAUAGAAGCUUGUCUUGAGCAUUAAGUGGUUUGAAAAUGUGAAGGCUCACUAUGGGUUGCUGGUAGUUCGUUUGUAGAAAAGGGGUAUUCGAAGACGUGCGUACUACAUAUUCAUGAAAUUUUAGUUCAACACCCACUCAUCUUAACAUAUAAAUAAUUCAACAAAUCGAUCACAUCAUUCAAG
Hypoxylon trugodes is the source of this 1494-nucleotide messenger RNA. Its product is annotated as O-methyltransferase. Gene Ontology annotation, molecular function: O-methyltransferase activity. The record is from RefSeq and is a predicted model, not a curated record. Lineage: Eukaryota; Fungi; Ascomycota; Sordariomycetes; Xylariales; Hypoxylaceae. The transcript has 4 exons. Bases 64 to 1335 code for a protein of 423 amino acids.